AGCGGAGGGGCUGCCGGGCCAGAACUGCUUGUGUAACUUUGCAAACGUGCCAGAAAGUUUAAAAUCUCUCCUCCUUCCUUCACUCCAGACGCUGCCCGCUCGCCGGGGCCGCCGCGCCGCUCCCCGCCGCCUUCCAGGAGGACUGGGAAAGAGGAGACAGGCGGGUGCCACGUCCCAGCAGCCGCCUUUGCUGGACAAGGGUCCGCAGCCCACCCUUGGCGUUGCUUGUAGGGACUGAGUUACCGGCCUCCCCGGUUGAAGAUUUCUCCCCUCCCUCACGUGAUUCGGGCCCCGUUUCUCUCUUCUCCGAUCUGCGUCCUCCCGGAGUGGGAGCAAUCAGGCAACGGGAGCGAUGCGCUUCGCCUGGACCGCGCUUCUGCUCGGGCCGCUGCAGCUCUGCGCGCUCCUGCGCUGCGCCCCGCCGGCAGCCGGCCAGCAGCAGCCCCCUCGCCAGCCGCCCGCGGCUCCGGCCGCCUGGCGCCAGAGGAUCCAAUGGGAGAACAACGGGCAGGUGUUCAGCCUGUUGAGCCUGGGCUCGCAGUACCAGCCGCAGCGCCGGCGGGACCCGGGCACCACCGCCCCGGGCGCUGCCAACGCCGCAGCCCCGCAGCCGCGCACGCCGAUCCUGCUGCUCCGCAACCGCACGGCGGCAGCGCGGGAGCGGGCAGCAGGCACGGCGGGGGGCGCCGGCCGACCCAGACCCGCCGCCCGCCACUGGUUCCAGGCCGGCUACUCGGCGUCCGGGGCCCGCGACGCCAACCAGACCGCGCCGGGAGAGCGCCCGGCGCUCAGUAACCUGCGGCCGCCCAGCCGCGUGGACGGCAUGGUGGGCGACGACCCCUACAACCCCUACAAGUACUCCGACGACAACCCCUAUUACAACUACUACGACACGUACGAAAGGCCUCGGCCUGGGAGCAGGUAUCGGCCCGGAUACGGCACCGGCUAUUUCCAGUACGGUCUCCCGGACCUGGUGCCAGAUCCGUACUACAUCCAGGCGUCCACGUACGUGCAAAAGAUGUCCAUGUACAACCUGAGAUGCGCUGCAGAGGAGAACUGCUUGGCCAGCUCAGCAUACAGGGCAGAUGUCAGAGAUUAUGAUCACAGGGUGCUGCUAAGAUUCCCUCAAAGAGUGAAAAACCAAGGGACAUCAGAUUUCUUACCCAGCCGACCAAGAUAUUCCUGGGAAUGGCACAGUUGUCACCAGCAUUACCACAGCAUGGAUGAAUUCAGCCACUAUGACCUACUUGAUGCCAGUACCCAGAGGAGAGUGGCUGAAGGCCACAAAGCCAGUUUCUGUCUUGAGGACACAUCCUGUGACUAUGGCUACCACAGGCGAUUUGCAUGUACAGCACAUACACAGGGGUUGAGUCCUGGCUGCUAUGAUACCUACAAUGCAGACAUAGACUGCCAAUGGAUUGAUAUUACAGAUGUAAAACCUGGAAACUACAUUCUAAAGGUCAGUGUGAACCCCAGCUACCUGGUGCCUGAAUCGGACUAUUCCAACAAUGUCGUGCGCUGUGAAAUCCGCUACACAGGACACCAUGCAUAUGCCUCGGGCUGCACAAUCUCACCGUAUUAGAAAGCAAGCCAAAACUCCCAAUGGAUAAAUCAGUGCCUGGUGUUCUGAAGUGGGAAAAAAAAUAGAUUAACUUCAGUAGGAUUUACAUAAUUUGAAAGAGUGAACAGAAAACAAAGGAACUUUUGUUUGGACUGUUUUAUAACAUAGCACAUAACUGGAUUUUGAACAUGUAAAUUGGCAUUAUUUGGGAAAUUUUUAAUAUCAUUCAUAUCACUUUGUGAAUGAACAUGGUGUUUUCAUUCUGUAGAUGCACACUUUGGCUCUUUGAAGGAAAUCCAAAUUUCUUAUGCUCCUUUGGAAAUUAUGGUGGAAAAGGGAAAGUAACAUUUCAGUGUUUCAAAAUGAAACAAAAUUACUAGGAAGUGAGAAUUUUCUUAAGUGCUGAAACUUAAGUGAACCAAAACACUAACUGGCUUGUAUUUGUCUUAGUAUAGAUUAAUUCAGAAAGGAGGCUCCUACUGUUCAAAUAGAUACAGACACAUUUGGUGCUGAGCAAGGAACAAAGAUUACCAUUGGUGUCAAGCAAUAUUACUAUAUAGCAGAGAAAUGGCAAUAUAUGUAUUCAGAUAGUUACAUCCCUAUAUAAAAUUUAUGUUUACAUUUUAAAAUUAGUAAACUCCUGUCUUUCUGUUCAGUGUACCAUUUCAUUCUGACUUAAGUCAGCUUUUGUUUUGGAACAAAAUGAGUAACUGAGCUGUCCAAUUCCUGCCUGACAUUCGUUGAUGCUGCCUUAAUUCUUUAAUUUUCCUAUAGGCAGAGACCUUUUAAGUGGCAUUCUUAAAAUCACCAUUCUGGGGACUGGUGUAUGGAGGACAGCUUUGUCUAUGGGAGGUCAUUCUGAUGACAGAUGUGAUAUAUUCAGAGAUACUAGCUAUGUGUUUAAAUAUAUAGAACUAUUAGCCUAAAAAUUUUCCUGGCUGACAUACAAAUCAUACAAACAAGUCCCCAAACCACAAUUGUCUCUCACUUUAAAAAAUUAAUUAAAAAAAUCUUAGGUUUUCAACUUUUUUACAUUUUUCUUUAAUGUUUAGCUUUAAAAUGAAGAAUGCUAAAAACAAUUUAAACUAUCCAGAAUAGAACAUAGUAUCUGGAUACAGGAACAUUAUCAAGGUCAUCAAGGAAUCAGUAACAUUUUUUUUUCUUUUUCUUUCUGUAUCUGAAGUAUAAACCAAAUUAGCAAAGCACAUAACAUGACAUAAUUGAGGGGUUGGUGAAUAAGGGGAAAAAAAAACCUUUCCAUAAAACUGAAGGACUGUGCUGCAUAAUGAGACAGCUGUGAUUUUAUUUUAAAACUGUGAAACCAUGUGCCAUAACAAAAUUUGGAAAAUUCCUUUUUUUCCCUAGUUCUAAUAGGUGCAGAGAGAAAUCAAAUGACACUUUUAAGUUAGUGGUGCUUAGACAGAAGUCUUCCUGCAUUAACCAAUAUUAAAAUCUCAAGCAAGGGAUUUCCAAUGCCAGGACAUGUUUGGUAGAAUUUAAAAGUGAGUUGGGAUCCCUGUAUUACAUGUCAUAGAGUUGUAAAGUCAAUCAACACCAACUACUAGGAGUCUUUCUGCACUCACUAGUGUCUAGCACAGCAAGAGGGUCUAGAAGAUGGACAGUCAUCCAGAGGUGGAUGCAAUCCUCAUCUGCCAACAGAGAAUGCAGCUUGAUAGAGACCAGGAACUUUUAUUGAUCUGGUAUCUGAGCUAUGGAAUAGUUUCUUUGAUGUACCUCUUUGCCUUAUAUUGCUUUGUUAGUUUUAAGACUGUAGAACCAUCCUUUCAAAUCAUAAUCUUUUUUAAUAGAGAUAUUUUAAUAUACUUGCUUUAAACACACACACACACACACACACACACACACACACACACACACACACAAAACUACUGUCAGUAUUAAUACUGAGCCAGACUGGCAUCUACAGAUUAAGGCCUAUCAUUUCAUUAAGAUUCUUACCCCUAUAAGAAUUAUAUUAUGGCCUUUGGACAUAUAUGAGAAGACAUUUUCAAUCAUUCACUGAGCCUUCCACCUGUCUGUCCACCCAUCGUCAUUUGAGGGCCUAAUACGUGUCAGGCACUUAGAUGCUAGGCCUUGGGAUAUUAAAAAAAAUCUCUCCCCUAACUUCAAUAGGUAUUAAAAAUGUCAUUAUUACCCUUUAGGUUCACCUUAUUUCAUUUUUAACAACUAUACAUGUAUGUCUAAAGUUUUUCUAUUUUUAGCACUAUUGUUUUUCAUGACCAUAUUUUAUUUUAAAAAAUAAGUUAAAAUAAAUAGUUAUAUGCAUGUAUGUGUUACUAAUAAUUAAAACUAUGUUUUCAAUCAUUAAAAUGUCUGCCUCUUAAAUAUAACACCUACUAUUUGGUUGGUUUUUUUAAAAUAACUUUCAAUUAGGAGGCUAAAGAUUCUUGCUUAUUCCUUAUGUAAAUAUUCCUUCCUCCAACUACCCCUAAACACUCUCAAAAAACUUACACAUUCAAGGGAUUUCUCCUUUAAGUAACUACAAAAAUUGUAAUGAUUAGCUGGUAAAAGUCACCCAUUAAUAAAAUUUAAAUAAAAAACCUAAUCCAGUCUUACCAAACUCCACAUAAAAUAUUUUUACAAUAGGAAGCAGAAAUAAUCCUAAAACUGUUGAGUACUGAAAAGAAACUGGCUUUUAAAUUAAUAAAGACUAAAAAAAUGAACUAAAUAGGAAAAUAAUUUAUUGAUUCCUUCCAUAUGCCAUAUUUGUGGCCUCACACUUAUUCAGACUACAGUCUGGAUUAAAGAUGUCUUGACCUUUAAAGCUAGGAUUCAGUUUCCCAGCAGUACCAUAACAUAUGAAUCCACACAUAUCCAUAAGAAUCCAUUGCCUAUUUCCAGGGAAUCUUUAUAUUUUUACAUAGUAAUUUUAUUCACAAUCUCUACCAUCUAAUUAUUCAUUAGGUAUUAUUCAUAAUAAUGAACAAUUUUUUCUCUCUUUGAAAUUUCAUAGGAUAAUCCCACAUAUAAACAUUCCCAAUAUUCAGGUUCCGGAGGAAAUGCAGUGCACUAAAAUGAUUGCAGCACUGAGAAUUCAUCUUCAGCAAACUUUCUGAAAAUACAGACAAUAUUUUGUUUUAAAAAUACCUUGUUUUGAUAUUAACCAUAUGGUAACUGAUAGGUAAAAAUUACCCUUUUCCUGUAUUUUUUAUGUUCAGAAUUUAUAUUCACAAUCAACAUAUUCAAUCAACAGCUUGAUUUCAUUCCCAACUACUAAAAGUCCUGGGCCACUUUUGAACACUUAAAGCAUUUCAUUUAUCCUUCAAAACAAAAUGGUGCUGAAAUACUUCAACUUGAAUGUAAAAUGUAUUAAAUCGUAGCUCACAGGAUAUAAACAUUUAAUUAAUAUAUAACUGCUUGCUACAAACUAAGCGACACGUGAUCUGGUAUUGUAAUGUUUUUAAUGAAGUUUUAAUUUCUUCCAAAUUUUUCAGGUAACCUAUUUGUAAAACAUUUGUAACUUUUUCUGAAGAGCUCUUAUUUUAAAUGCCCAGACACUGGCUUUAUAGUCUUCUUUACACUCUCACAUUCUUUUAUUAUAUGCUUAUAUUAUGAUUGCAAGAUUAUGUAAAAAUGCCUUGAAUAAAUGAUUUCAAGUGUC
Nyctereutes procyonoides (raccoon dog) is the source of this 5180-nucleotide messenger RNA. It is a transcript of the gene LOX, whose product is annotated as lysyl oxidase. The coding region runs from base 353 to 1582 and encodes 409 amino acids. The record is from RefSeq and is a predicted model, not a curated record. Lineage: Eukaryota; Metazoa; Chordata; Mammalia; Carnivora; Canidae. Gene Ontology annotation, biological process: peptidyl-lysine oxidation. Gene Ontology annotation, molecular function: protein-lysine 6-oxidase activity; copper ion binding. The transcript is spliced from 7 exons.